Molecule: messenger RNA, 1869 nt
Organism: Raphanus sativus (radish)
Lineage: Eukaryota; Viridiplantae; Streptophyta; Magnoliopsida; Brassicales; Brassicaceae
Product: receptor-like protein 53
Exons: 1
Coding region: 1-1869 (622 amino acids)
Molecular function (GO): protein binding
Source: RefSeq, a predicted model, not a curated record
AUGAUUGGUGGUAACUUUCCCCUUCCACUACUCAAUCUUACGAAGUUGAAAUUUUUAUCAAUUUUCGACAAUCAUUUCGAAGGUACACUUCCUCCAAACAUAAGUGUACUUUCCAAUUUGAAGACUUUUGAGGCAAGUCACAACACUUUCACCGGAACUCUCACUUCUGCCCUCUUCAACAUUCCUUCUCUGACUUUAAUUGAUUUGAAAGAUAAUCAACUCACUCAUUUUCUUGAAUUUGGGAAUAGCUCUUCACCAUCUAGACUAGAAAGGUUAUUGCUUGGCAAUAAUCAUUUCAAAGGACCAAUACCAAUAUCUAUAUCAAAACUGGUCAGUGUCAGAGAGCUUGAUCUCUCCUAUUUCAACACGGGGAUGUCAGUGGAUUUUGGCAUCUUCUCGCAACUCAAGGAGCUCAUGGAUCUGGAUCUAAGCUAUCUGAACACCACGAGUACUGUUGAUCUGAGUAUCCUCUUCUCACAUCUCAAGUCUCUAUUUAAAUUGGAUCUAUCGGGCCAGCAUGUUUCAGUUUCAAAGAUGGGCUCCAAUUCCAGUCUACCAGCACACUUGGGUCAGUUGCAAUUGUCAGGCUGUGGUAUCACAGAGUUUCCAGAGUACAUAAAAAACCUCCAAUACUUGUCUGACUUAGACCUCUCCAACAAUAAUAUCAAAGGUCAAGUACCACAAUGGCUAUGGAAACUCCCAACGUUAAUGAGCCUAAAUCUUUCCAGCAACUCUUUUACUGGGCUAGAACGAUCCUCAAAUGAUGUCCCAAUACAGGAGAUGAUUAUGCUAGAUCUGAAUUCAAACGCGUUCCAAGGACCGUUAGUAAUCCCGCCAGUCACUACUGAAGCCAUGCUCGUCAGCAAGAACAGCUUUACAGGAAAGAUUCCUCGAUCAAUAUGUGGGCAUAGGUUUCUAAACAUUCUUGAUCUAUCGAAUACCAACUUCACCGGCUCAAUUCCUAGGUGUUUAAGGAAUCUAAAUGGAUACCUUUCUGUGCUUAACCUCCGUUACAAUCAACUCAGUGGAAAUAUUCCAGAAAUAUUUACAAAUGCUACCACGUUAACUUCACUUGACCUCGGUCACAACAGGUUUGUGGGGACACUUCCAAGGUCUUUGAAGGGAUGCUCCGUCCUGGAAGUGCUCAAUGUGGGAGGCAACAACAUCGAGGACACUUUUCCAUUCUGGUUGAGUUCUUUGCCUAAACUAAAAGUUAUGGUCCUCCGUGAUAACAGAUUCAAAGGACUUUUAUACCAUCCUCGUCAUUAUUUUGGAUAUCCCAGUCUGCAAAUCAUUGACAUAGCCAACAAUCACUUCACCGGGAACUUGCCUUCAGAUUACUUUGCAGAAUGGAACAUGACAACAAGUAAAUACUUCAAAGGAUUUCAUUACAUUGGUGACAGUGGAAGCUAUUACCAUGAUUCAAUGGUUUUGAUGAGUAAAGGAGUGGAGAUGAAACUUGAACGGAUAUUUACACUCCUAACAGCCAUUGACUUCUCUGGAAAUAAACUUCAGGGAAAGAUCCCUGAAUCCGUUGGUUUACUGAAGGAUCUUAUUGUUCUUAAUUUAUCAAGUAAUGUUUUCACUGGAAACAUUCCUUCAUCUUUGGCGAAUCUGACUGAGCUUGAGUCACUAGACUUAUCGCAUAACAAUCUUUCAGGCCAUAUUCCACCUGCUCUCGGAGGCCUCACCAGUAUUUCAAAUAUCACAGUUUCGCACAACCAGCUCGUGGGUCCGAUACCGCAAAGCACGCAGUUUCAAACGCAAUCUGCUUCAUCUUUUGAAGGAAACCUUGGACUAUGUGGUCUUACUCUCAGUGAAAAAUGCGGAGAUGACGUGGAAAAAGAGCAACCACAAGAACUAGUGUGA